AUGGCCUGGCGCGGCCGAGGCCGAAGCUACGGCAAAGGUAAAGGUUAUGGACGAGGCGGCAAGGGCAAGGGCCGCGGGCGCGGGAGAGGCCGCGGGCGCGGCGCCACCAGGACCUGGACGCGCGACAAGACGGCCGCGGACCGGCGCGAGGCCCUGCCGGUGACGCAAUUUAAAAAACAGAUCGUCGAGCUGGUCGCGGCGAACCGGGCCGUCGUCAUCACGGGCGAGGCCGGCUGCGGCAAGUCGACGCAAGUGCCCCAAUAUAUUAUUGAUGCGCCGCGGCCGGAAAACGAACGGGAGCCGCGCGUGCUCGUGACGCAGCCGCGGCGCGUCGCGGCCGUGAGCGUCGCGCGGCGCGUCGCGGCGGAGCGCGGCGAGGCCAUCGGCCAGUCCGUGGGCUACCACGUCGCGGGCGACCGGCGCGGCGCGCCGGCCGCGGGCGAGGUCGACGAGGCCGCUUUGGACGAGGAGCUCGACGCCUACCAGCGCGAAGGGAAAGAUGAGGACGACGACGACGAGGAGCUCCGGGCCGUGCCCGCGGCGCAGGGAUCGGUCAACAAACCGGCGAAGUGCGUCUACAUGACGACCGGGGUGCUCUUGCAGUUACUCACCCAUCAUAGAGACGACACGGCCAUGAACUACUCCCACAUUUUGAUCGACGAGGCGCACGAGCGCGACGUCGACAUGGAUCUCGUGCUGGUCACAUUAAGGCGGAUGGUCAUCGACGGGCGCACCUCAUCGAAACGCGUCCCGAAGGUCAUCAUCAUGUCGGCGACCGUCGACGCGCAGCGGUUGUGUGGCUUCUUCGGCGACCGGACGCCGCAUUUGCACGUCGGCACGCGGCCCUACCCCGUGCGCGUCCACGACCUCGAGGAGGUCAUCCAGAAGUCGCGGUCGACGGAGUUCCGCAUCGAGCCCUGGAGCGAGUACGUGCCCAAGGACACGCAGAACGCGCGGUUCGAGCGCGAGGCGUCGCGGGCCUGCGUCAGCGUGCUCAAGGCCCUCAUGGACGCGGACUUCGAGGCGAGCCUCCUGCCGCCCGACACCGAGUCGAGCACGCGCAAGGACGUCCUCGUCUUCGCCCCGGGCGUCGCGGAAAUCGAGGAGCUCGAGAACUUGUGUCGGAAGGAGGGCGUCCAGCGGCUCUACGACGUGUUGCCUUUACAUGGAGCUCUCGACGACGAGCAGCAGCGCCACGCGCUCACGACGCCCGAACAUUCCGAGAAAAGGCGCUGCGUCAUCACGACGAAUGUCGCCGAGAGUUCCGUGACGGUGCCCGGCGUGCGCUUCGUGAUUGAUUUUGGUCUUGAAAAAUUGCCGGUCUAUGAUCCGCGGACGCGGACGCAAGCUUUGCUGACGAGACACUGCUCCCGGGCGUCGUGCGCGCAACGAGCGGGCCGCUGCGGCCGCGUCGCGCCGGGCGCCUGCAUCCGGCUCUACAGCCAGAAGAUCUAUGGGUCCAUGCCGCCGUACAUCCCUCCGGAAAUUGUGCGCGCGCCCCUGCCGACGGUGGCCCUCAAGGCGUUGUUGUUGGAUGACCAGCCGGCGCAGCUAUUGGCCGAGGCCCUCGACGCGCCGCAGCGGCGCGACGUGUUGGACGCUCUACAAUCGCUCGUGAAGAUCGGGGCGAUUCGGAGAAUUGGAGAGGACUUCGAGGUCGAGCCCCUCGGCGAGUUGGUGGCUCGCUUGGAGGUCGACGCGAACAUUGGGAGGCUCGUGGCCUUCGGGGCGGCCCUGGGGUGCUUGGACGACAUGUGCGUCGUCGCCGCGGCCGUGUCGCUGAGGGACGUCUUCCUGCAGCCCUUCGAGGCCGGCAAGAAGAAGGCCGAGGAAGCGACGGAGGGCGACCCCUUGGCUCUAACCUUAGACCAGGGCCGGCAGGAGGUGGCCCACUUCCUCCCUCGGCGACGGAUCACGGAACAACAACAAUUCUCCGACGCUCUCGCGACAGUCGCUAUUUUAAGGGAGUUCAAACGGCGACUAAGGACGCAGUCCCGAGAUGAUGCGGCCAGAUACGCGCGCCAGAACCACGCCUCGUUUAAACGCCUGGUGGAAGUGGACGCGUUGUCUCGGAGGUUGGGCGACACGUACGAUCGACUCAUCGCAAGACGACAAAAAAGACCGAGAGGCGCCCUGCAACGAUUAAGACGCGCGCGGAACGGUCUGCAGCACCUCCUGAAAAAACAACCUGCUUUAAUUACGACGGCAAAAAAAUUCGCCCUCUUAUGUUGCUUCGCGCCGUUGGUCGCGGUCUCGGACGGCUGCGAGCAGUCGACGGAGCAGAGGGGUAUAUUGCGGUUCCGCGUCGAGCCCGCGCGGCCCCGGGAAUCAUUCACAGAGGACGCGAAGAAGGCGCGCCAGGCCUUCGACAAGUGCGGCGCGACGGACGCGCGCCUGUAUCGGGAGGGCGAGGAGGACCGGAUGGAGGAGGAGGCACCGCCCGCGCCCGCGCCGGCGCCCGCGCCCACCGAAACGACGACCACCCAACCGCUGGACAUCGAGGGCCUGAGCGGCAACGAGGACGACGAGGACGCGGAGCAAAAGGCCCGCGACGCGGAUUUUGAUGCCGUCUACGAGGGCCUGGACACGAAGCCCGACGCCAUGGAGACGGACGAAACGCCCGUGUAUUUAGAGCUGACGACGCGGUCGGCGCAGGACGCGGUCGCGUGCGCGCGCAUGGCCGGCGUGCGCGGGUCGUUAAGGUUGCCUCUAGGUCGGGACGGGUCCUUGCACCUGCGCGACCCGCAGCUCAAGGCGGCGACGCUCCAGUUCCGACGACCGGGCGCGUCGGCGCACGUCGAGCCGACGUGGUCGUCGCCGAACGCGCGCUUCUUCGUGGACCCCUACGGGUCUGCGGCCACGCGGCGGCGGUGGCUCGUCGCGCCGUGCUUCUCGUCGCGCGGCGCGUCGAAGACGCGGCAGCUCGCGCACUCGCCGACGUUGCUCCCGGCGGAGCCGCGCGGCGCGGCGGAGUUAUUAUUACUGGCCUGCUCGCGCGACGUGCGGUGGCUGCUGGAUGAUGAUAGGAUCGUGGGCGUCGAGCUGUUCGGGACGCAGGCGCCGGACUCGUUGAUUGUGCCGCUCGUGACCAAUAUUGACGCGAAGGACGUGCGCCUCCUGAACAAAGUCCGGGAGGCCCUAUCCAAAAGUUGCCGGGACCCCGACGGCGCGCCGGGCGCGGCCGUGCAGCCGCUAGUGGACCUGCUGGACCGUGCGGACCGGGAGCCGUUCGAGGGGCUUGAUAGUUUCGCCGAGGCGCAACUGCUGCCGGGCGUCGACGAGGAGGAGGUGUUGCUGGCGCCGCUGUCGCGCGUGGGUAUGGCGGCGCUCGAGGAAAUUGAGGACAACGGCAAGCGGGAGCGCGACGACGACGAAGCCGUCGAGGAGGAGGCGGCGCCGACCCAGGAUCUCAAACGUGCUCGGUUGGCGGACUACUGAUAAUGGCUUG
Pelagomonas calceolata is the source of this 3448-nucleotide messenger RNA. NCBI's taxonomy places the organism in Eukaryota, Pelagophyceae, Pelagomonadales, Pelagomonadaceae. The record is from the annotation of a GenBank genome assembly.